AUGGCUACCUUCAACAAACUGAUAAUUGGCACUGCUGUUACCAGUUUUACCAUAUUUCAGCUUCUGUUCCAUGUUCUAAGUUCUUGGGCAUCAACAAGAAUAACUCCUGCUUUUAAUAAUCUCAACCAAAAAAGGAAGAUUGAAUGGAAUUCAAGGACAGUAUCCACCUUCCAUGCCUUGGUGGUUGGUGCUUUUUGUGUAUAUAUCUUGUUGUAUGAUGAAGCUGUUAAUGCUGACCAUGUCUGGGGUGACCCUUCAAUUGUGAAACUGAAUAUUGCUAUUACCACAGGCUACCUCAUUUCUGAUUUGUUUCUUAUUACUUACUACUGGAAGGCAAUUGGUGAUAAAUUUUUUGUAAUUCAUCACUUGGCAGCUCUGUAUGCCUACUACUUUGUACUGGGUGAAGGAAUGUUGGCAUAUUUUGGUAACUUUCGUCUGCUUGCAGAGUUCUCUACUCCUUUUGUGAAUCAGCGGUGGUUCUUUGAAGUGCUGGGGUACCCCAAAUCUUCAAAAGCCAACAUCAUCAAUGGGGUGCUGAUGACGAUUGUGUUCUUCAUGGUGAGGAUUGUAGUCAUGCCUGUUUAUUAUGCCGACGUCAUUUCUGUGUUUGGAACAGAGGCUUUCCACAGAGUAGGAGUUGCAGCCCAAAGCGCCUGGAUUAUCUCAAGUGUUGUCUUGGAUGUGAUGAACUUGAUGUGGAUGGUCAAAAUUACAAAGGGAUGCUACAAAGUUAUUUGUCUCAUUGGACAAAAGGAAGUCAAAAUACGUAAGAAUGGAAAAUCUGACUAGAAAUCAUAUAUGUAAAACUGAACUUCUCUAUAAAGAUCAUUUGGGUUCAUUGAAACAAUGCACACUUUUGCCACAAAAUGCUCCUCUAAGGAAACAAGGUAUUGCCUCUUUAUUGAUCUUAACCUUUCUCUUGCCACACUGCCUGCAUGCCCAGGGUCACUUCAUUUAAAGACAAUCCCACUCUAUGGAAUGGGAAACAAUGGCAUAUGACAUACCGUAUGUAUAGGUUCAUACAAAUGAGUCUAGCUGUGUGUUCUAAGCACUUAACUGACAAAUGAACUUAAAAAGGAACAGACUGAUUAGUUGGUGGUCUUCUAUCAAUAUGUUCCUAAAAUAUUUUCACUCAGGUUUCUCAAUGUGUUUUUUAAAGCCUGUGAAUGUUAGGAUCUUUUGUUGUAAGUUAUGCAGAUAUGGCAAAUUUCCUGCCAUGUUUCUGUGCUUUCUCUUAUUAGUAUUUGGUGUUAACAAUCAAGAUUUCAUCCUUGACAACUUAUUUUUUUGCAACAAAGGCUAAGAAUUUAGCUUUGAUGCUAUGAAAUAUUUGACUGACUUUCUGCUGCCUUAUAUGCAUGGACACAA
Messenger RNA from Terrapene triunguis (Three-toed box turtle), 1368 nucleotides. Its product is annotated as transmembrane protein 56-B-like. Gene Ontology annotation, cellular component: endoplasmic reticulum; membrane. The transcript is spliced from 6 exons. NCBI's taxonomy places the organism in Eukaryota, Metazoa, Chordata, Testudines, Emydidae. Gene Ontology annotation, biological process: lipid homeostasis. The coding region runs from base 1 to 789 and encodes 262 amino acids. The record is from RefSeq and is a predicted model, not a curated record.